Molecule: messenger RNA, 1734 nt
Organism: Cuscuta europaea
Lineage: Eukaryota; Viridiplantae; Streptophyta; Magnoliopsida; Solanales; Convolvulaceae
Source: the annotation of a GenBank genome assembly
UUAAUGCCGGGGAAUGUAACUGGGCAAGGGCUAGAGCUCUUGAGACUUAAAAGAGGGUGAGCGAGGAGCAUGAAAGCCAAAAUGUGACCGUUAGAACUAAAAACCCCUUACGGAGAACUAUACAAAAUCCAACAAUUUUCAAAAAUCACCUUAAAUAAAUCGUGUCCUCGUCAACGUAAUCCAGCAUCCACCCACCUGUAAUCCAACCUUAAAUUUCAAGAAUCCGAUGCCCAGCAAACCCACACUUCUGGAUCCUUCUUUCCUUUUACAGAGAACUUCCUAUUUUUUUCCCUACCUUCUUUCUCUCUGAAUUCGUUCAUCCUCAGCGAGCAGAUCGAACAAACACAUCCCUUACUUACAGUGCCACCCUACAAUGGCGAAAAGCAGCGCGGAGGAGGCGUGGGAGGACGACGUCGUUACAGUGACAUUGGAAGGGGAGAAGGUUAUAGUGAAGGAGAUGAGGAAUGAGGAAGAGUCUCAUCCUUAUGCUUUCCAUGUCUCUGGCCCCCGCAAUGUUUCCUCCCCCAAUUGGAGAGAUCUAAUCAACUCCAGUUGGAAGGAUGCAAAUUACAAAAGGACAGUAAUUGCUUGCUUCAUCCAAGCAGUAUACUUGGUGGAGCUAGACAGACAAGAGAACCGCACAGAAGAAACCGCCCUUGCCCCCAAAUGGUGGACCCCCUUCAAGUACAGACUCGCCGAAACCCUAGUCGACGAGAGAGACGGCUCCAUCUUCGGCGCCGUACUCGAAUGGGACCGGGCGGCGGCGUUGACCGACCUGGUCUUCAUCAGACCAAGCGGCGCACCGAGAGCGGUUCUGGCUCUACGCGGGACCCUCCUGAAGAGCCCGACGAUCAGAAGGGACAUCGAAGACGAUCUCCGGUUCCUGGCGUGGGAGAGCCUGAAGGGAUCGGUCCGGUUUAGGUGCGGAAUGGAGGCGGCGAAAUCGCUGGUCGGGAAAUACGGGUCCCACAACGUCUGCAUUGCCGGACACUCGCUCGGCGCCGGAUUCGCCCUUCAAGUGGGGAAGGCGUUGGCGAAAGAAGGGAUAUACGUGGAGGCGCAUUUGUUCAAUCCGCCGUCGGUUUCGCUGGCUAUGAGUCUCAGGAAUGUGGCGGAAAAAGCGGGGUUGGUUUGGAAUAGGUUCAAAUCUCUGCUUCCUUCUCAGGCCGGCUGCAUUUCUGAAAAAUUAGAAGGAGGAGGGGAAAGAUCUAGAAAACAGACCCGGGUAAAGCAGUGGGUCCCACAUUUGUACAUAAACAACAGUGAUUAUAUUUGUUGCUCUUAUACUGAUCCAGAGGAAGCCCAGAACAAGAACAGAGCUGCUGCUGAUGGUGACGAAGAUAAAGAGAAUGCGAAGCCCCGAAAAGGCGGAGGCGGCGGGCAAGUGGCGGCGAAGCUCUUCCUUUCAGUGAAGGGAGGAAAGCAGAGGUUUUUGGAGGCGCAUGGGCUAGAGCAAUGGUGGUCUGACAAUUUGGAGCUUCAAAUGGCUCUUAAUAGUAGUAGGCUUAUAAGCCAGCAGCUUAAAUCCUUGUAUAGCCUCCCACCCACUACUGCCUCCUCCACCACACAAACAGAAACAGUUAAGCAUAAGCUUAAGAGUUAGCACUUAGCAGAACUAUGUAUUCUGAAGUGAUAUUGACAGUAUUAAAUCAUUGUUGAUUAUCUGCUUCACAUUUUUCGAACAGUAUCUUGAUGUGUUGUUGGUCUUUCACUUUUGAAAAAAAAAGGAUGGCA